Sphaeramia orbicularis (orbiculate cardinalfish) is the source of this 2555-nucleotide messenger RNA. RefSeq names its product adenosine deaminase domain containing 1 (testis-specific) (gene adad1). Gene Ontology annotation, biological process: RNA processing; adenosine to inosine editing. Gene Ontology annotation, molecular function: adenosine deaminase activity; tRNA-specific adenosine deaminase activity; double-stranded RNA binding. Bases 1 to 1671 code for a protein of 556 amino acids. The record is from RefSeq and is a predicted model, not a curated record. NCBI's taxonomy places the organism in Eukaryota, Metazoa, Chordata, Actinopteri, Kurtiformes, Apogonidae. The transcript is spliced from 12 exons. Gene Ontology annotation, cellular component: cytoplasm; nucleolus.
AUGUAUCCAGGAGGUAGACCCUUUGGACGUACCCGAGGAGCCUGUGGCGUAAAAAUCCCAAUGAAAGCUCUGCCUCCCACAGAUUUAAGUGUGCCUUACUCUGUGACUAAAUCCAGCGAAGAUGAUUCUGGCAAACGGAGAAACGGAUUCAAGCCGGGUUUUUCACCCAGGUCCAAAGUCCCACAUACAGUGUUGAUUGAAAAAUACAGACAAGGUGAGGAGAAUGCCAUUUCCUUGCUCUAUCAACUGGCCCAGGUUUUUCAGUUCCACCUGGAUUUGAAGGAAACAGUGACCACAGGCAACACAGCAUGUUUUCUUUUUGCCUUCUGUGUGGUGAUUGAUGGAUUCCAGUAUGAAACUGGCAUGGGAGUAACCAAGAAGCACGCCAAGCUCAAUGCAGCAAAGCUGGCUUUAGAAGUUGUGCUACCCACCUUGGAACAGGAUGAAUGUGUUCCUCCAGGGACAACAGAUAUUCCUCCGCCCCUAUCAGUGAAAGAGGACUCCUCCAUCCUUGAGGUCCAGGCUUCAAGAGCUAGUCAUGAAAGGAAGAAUUCCGUCAACCUGCAGAUUCCACAUGCUGUCAGAGAUCAGCUCACUAAGCUGUUGAACAGCCACCCUGAGUUUUAUAACUGUGCAGAAACCACGGCAGCAUUCAUCAUUCAGACUUCCAGUGGAUGUGAAGUAGUUGCUCUGGGCACGGGGAACUUCAACACUAAAGAGAAUGCAUCAUCGAGUGGACGAAUCUUACAUGAUUCACAUGCGGUGGUGACUGCAAGGAGGUCACUUAUGAGGUUUCUGUACCGACACCUGCUCAUGUUCUUCAGCAAAGCAUCCAAUUUGGCUGAGAAAUCGGUCUUCCAGCAGAACAGCAGUAGUGGCCUUGUCUGCCUGAAAAGUGGUAUCACCCUCCACCUCUUUGUGAACCAGCUCCCAAAGGGUGCUGCCCAGUCCAAGAUGUGUUUGAGCCCUCUCUCCAUUUCUGCGUGGCGUACCAACAGCGACCUCAGCUUACACGUAACACUGGAGGGCCAGAUUUACUCAGUUUUCUCGUCAGCCUUUGAGCGCUCUGUUUCCAAGGUUGUUAGUGUGUCUGUCACAGACAAAAUCACCCAAUGGCAGGUUCUGGGCUACCAGGGCGCUCUGCUCAGUCACUUCAUUGAGCCUAUCUACGUCCAGAGCAUCCUUAUAGGUGAUUGCAACUACAGUGAUAUCCGGGGAAUGGAGAUGUCUGUGAGCCAGCGGGUUGAAGGGAUCACCGCUCAGCUGCCCAUGUACUACUGUAUGGAGAGGCCCCAGAUCAGCCUGGUGCCCUCUGUGGCGACCAGUGGCACUGACAAGAGCCAGCUGACAUAUGCCAUGAACUGGAGUGAAGGAGACAGCUCCCUGGAGGUCGUAGACGGCCUUGAGGGCAAAACCAUAGAGGAAUCUCCGUUUAAGAGCGGUUCUGCUCUGGCAAGCCGCUUGUGCAAAGCAGCAAUGCUGCACCGCUUCAUGCUGGUGGCCAAAGAGGCUCAGAGGCAGGAUCUGUUGUCCACAAGGUCCUACAGAGAAGCUAAGAAAAUGGCAAAGCCAUACCAAGAGGCCAAGAACAUCCUGAGGGCUUACCUGCUGCAGCAGGGCUUUGGCUCCUGGCCUGUCAAACUUUCAGUUAGUGAUAACUUUCGCAUGUGAAAAACUCAAGGUUACAACAUGGAAGCAGCUGUGUUCAUCAUUUCAAAACUAAGUUACUUAUAUUCCUAUUAAGUACAUGUUAUCAGGAAAUUAAGAAAUACAAUUUGUUUUGUAGUUUCUAAAAGGAUAAGGUCAAUCCACUGUUUGUGUUUGUGACUCGUGGAAUUUUUAGGACCUCCAGCAACACAGAGUACAUACAGAGGUAAUACCAAGCUAAAUUUGUAUGAAAACCCACAGCAGGCCUUUACCUCGGUAAUGGGUAAUAGUUCUGGUAAUAAUUUCUUCAUUUGAUAUACUAUACCUUUUGCAUGGGGCGAGGAAAAUAAAUAAAUGCUUCAAUUGGAUUUUUACUAGUUAUUGUAUUGUGUGUACUUGAAAUAACCAUUUCUCAUCACUUGGGCAUUUUAAGUUAAGGCCAGACAACAUGAUGUCAGCCCAGUUCAAGUUCAUUCUGUCUCAUGAUGGACAUGUCAAAGUAACCUCAUGAUGACCUGAAGGAAAGUUAAAUAUUUUCAUUUCCCAUGAUGAGUUCAGACAUUCCUCUGACUUUAACCAAUAGGAGAACAGAGCACUCGGCAGUGUACAGCUGUAAACAGACAAGAGAUCAGUUUUAUUUAAUUUUAUUUUUUUACCUCCUAGCUUCCCUACUCAGAUAAACACUAUCACACAGUACAACAGCCUCAGUGUUAGUUAUGUUAACAUGGAGGCUGUAUCUGAACCAAACGGCACGUUAAAGUGGUUUACAAGCACAGUUUACCUGAAAACCACUACUCCAUGGUAGUUGGUAGCACGUCAUUAUGUCAUGCAUGCCAUGAAAGAUGACAACAUUCAUUGGUGAAGGAUGGCAGGGCAUGAAUUUGUCACCUAAUCUUCGUAUUCUCCUG